GUUCUAUAUUACGAGACGCUAAAAAUAACUCACGGAAAUAAUAAGCUGUGAUCUGUUGGCAAACAAGAAGGUGUUAAACAUAAUGGAAAUAUCAAGAAGUAUUUUACCUACUGGAAAACAUCGACAUGUAUUUUUUUUAUAUCGCACUGAAGGACAAUCAAGGAACUUUAUAAUGGAACUUUGGCAAACACUAGAACAAAUUGGCUACGUGUGCGGUUGUCAUGAACAAGAGUUUGUCAUUGGUAAAUCCUAUCUGUCUAAUUUGGAAAACUGCAUAAAGACGUCUGCUGUGAUAGUUCCAUGGAUCUCCGAAGAAUUUCUCACGAGUCCAUACUGCAUGAAGGAUCUAGACAUUGCCUGCCAUUAUUUUGAUCAUGGGGUCAUGGUUAUGCCCUUGCUAUAUGAGUUACAGCUACAUGAUAUCCCUGAAAUACUACAAAGGCUUGUCUGUUUAAAUGUUUCUGCAAAUAUACUUACGUGGAGAAGUCGGUUUUUAGAUUCAUUAAGUCGCCAUAUCGAUCAAGCGCGUGAAGGUAAUUCCGCUGAAGAAGAGGUGCAUAGGUUAAUCGACCAGUUUGCUAGUAUGUCAACACAAGCAAAGAUACUGUUUAGCUUAAAAUUUUCUGGAGAGAGCAAAUUUGAUAUUAUCCACAUGAUAGGUACCUUGCAAACCAAAGAAGUUUUGGAACUUUUUCAUGUGCAGUUUGUUGAAAACAACUGUUUUCACAUGGUACAAAAUUAUUAUAGAACCGGUGUGUUAGAGAGUGAAUGUGAGAGAUGUAUUUUGUUAUCAAUUAACAGUAAAGUUAUUGCUUUGUGUGAGCACAGUGUAUCAACGGCGUUGAGUCGUGUUUGUGCAACCCAACUAAGCACCAUAGUUGGUAAUUCCAACGGUCAUAAGAAAGUUUGUGCUGUGUUAGAAUAUAUAUUUAACGAUUUACAGGAAAAUGGAGACAAUAAACUUUACAUAUUUCACCUGUGUUACGAAAACAACUAUUUUACAAAUAAAAUCGGUUCUGCUACGAUGAAAGCAACAAAUCUAAGGGUAUACGACGAGUCAGAUAAACUGAUUAGAAGGUCGUGCCUUGGGUUGACAUAUAUGUAGAUAAAUGAUUUUAGAGAACACAUGGGACACAAGAAACAGACGUCCAUUAUUUGUUUACUAAUCGUUUACUUUUAUUGUUGCAAAUCAUCUUUUUCAAUACAAUGAACAAAAACCAACCAACAGACAAUUCGAACUGCAUUUUUGACUUGAGUACCUCUUGGAACGCCUUGAGACCUACUCCAGAACGAUUUUACAGUGCGAGACUGUCAAGCAAGUGCGACAAGGCUCCGCACUUACUUCAACACAAGCUGCAAAAUGUUAACUGAUUUGCAAAUAUAUAUUUUUUAAUUAUGUCUCUUCUUGAAAAUCUUUUAUCGACAAACUUUUACAGAUAACUAUCAACCAAAAAAGUAAUGAAAAAAAAAUUUUUUUUUAAGGAACAUUUAAUUGACUAUACAAUCACUUGCCAUGUUUCUGUAUAAUCACUUGAGGACUUAUUUUAAAAUCGUUUGGCCUUAUUAAAAAAAAUCUCUUGAA
Molecule: messenger RNA, 1582 nt
Organism: Mytilus californianus (California mussel)
Lineage: Eukaryota; Metazoa; Mollusca; Bivalvia; Mytilida; Mytilidae
Exons: 2
Coding region: 83-1105 (340 amino acids)
Biological process (GO): signal transduction
Source: RefSeq, a predicted model, not a curated record